CCGGAAGUAGCAAGGAGUGACGACGAGGGCGAAAACUUCCUCCGCGUCAGGUCAGCGACGCGCGUCUUCCCCGCGGUCAUCGCAAACGGUCGAUUUUCAGCUGAAAAACACAAACAUCGGCGCGUCACCUCGCGUGCAGCAGCUGUCAGUCACACAGUUCAACGAAGUCUUCAGUUGUCGAGCAGUGUGAUCGGCAGGAUGAGUUCUGACGGUGGGGGGAAGCCGGUGAAGGUGGGAUCUCUGGUGGAGGUCAUCGGUAAGGGUCAACGUGGGACGGUGGCGUACAUCGGCGCCACUCUCUUUGCCUCAGGGAAAUGGGUGGGCGUCAUUCUGGACGAGCCUAAAGGAAAGAACGAUGGAACGGUGCAGGGAAAACGCUACUUCACCUGCGAGGAGAAUCAUGGGAUAUUUGUCAGACAGUCUCAGAUUCAGCUCAUGGAUGAUGGAGGGAGCUCCGCCACGUCUCCAGAAACACCUGACUCGGGGGUGUCCAAACUGCCCAAAAAAGAGAUCCAGGAGAUAGGGAAAGGAGUAAAGCAGACUCCAGCAGCCAAGAAGACUGCUGUGCGUCGUAGUACCAAGGCCGGACGUCCAUCUGUCGGUUCCGGGUUCUCGGGGUCCGUGUUGGUAGAAAAGGAGUCCACUUCCUCACCGCAGACGGCACUGGGAGCGCCUGUCGUACCACAGCCCGGUGGGACCCCCAGUGCCCACCAACCCACAACCACAAGCAAAGAGGAGGAGUCUCUUCGAGCUCAGGUGAAGGAUCUGGAGGAGAAGCUGGAGACUCUGAGGAUGAAGCGCUCAGAAGAUAAAGUCAAGCUGAAGGAAAUGGAGAAGCACAAGAUUCAGAUGGAGCAGCUGCAGGAGUGGAAGAUCAAGAUGCAGGAGCAACAGAACGACCUGCAGAAGCAACUCAAAGAGGCGAAGAAGGAGGCUCGUGAGGCUCUGGAGUCCAAAGAUCGCUACAUGGAGGAGAUGGCAGAUACAGCAGACGCCAUUGAGAUGGCCACGCUGGACAAAGAGAUGGCGGAGGAGAAAGGCGAGUCGCUCCAGCAGGAGGUGGAAAGUCUGAAGGAGAAGGUGGAGGAGCUCACCAUGGAUCUGGAGAUCCUCAAGCACGAGAUCGAGGAGAACGGGUCUGACGGAGCCGCGUCCAGUUACCAAGUUAAACAGCUGGAGGAACAGAACGGCCGGCUGAAAGAAGCCCUGGUCAGAAUGAGAGAUCUGUCGUCCUCUGAGAAGCAGGAGCACAUUAAGCUUCAGAAACACAUGGAGAAGAAGAACUCUGAGCUGGAGACACUGCGAGCACAGAAAGAGAAACAGCAGGAAGAGAUGAAGCAGGCUGAAGACACCAUAGAUGAGCUCAAAGAGCAGGUGGAUGCCGCGCUUGGGGCCGAGGAGAUGGUCGAGACGCUGACGGAGAGAAAUCUAGACCUGGAGGAGAAAGUGCGAGAACUCCGAGAGACAGUCAGUGACCUGGAAGCCAUAAACGAGAUGAAUGAUGAGCUGCAAGAGAAUGCCCGCGAGACCGAGUUGGAGCUCCGCGAGCAACUGGACCUGGGUGGAGCACGAGUCCGAGAAGCUCAGAAGAGAGUAGAGGCGGCCCAAGAGACAGUGGCCGACUAUCAGCAAACUAUCAACAAAUACAGAGAACUCACCACGCACCUCCAGGAAGUGAACCGAGAGUUGACCAAUCAGCAGAGCACCAGUGUGGAGCAGCAGCCAGCCCCGGAGCUCUUUGAUUUUAAAAUCAAGUUUGCAGAGACCAAAGCUUACGCGAAGGCCAUUGAGAUGGAGCUCCGUAAGAUGGAGGUUAAUCAAGCGAACCGGCAGGUGGCUCUCCUGACAUCCUUCAUGCCCGAGUCUUUCCUGAGACAUGGAGGUGACUACGACUGCAUCCUUGUGUUGCUGCUGAUCCCCAGACUCAUAUGCAAGGCGGAGUUGAUCAGUAAACAGGCUCAGGAGAAGUUUGAUCUGAACGGAGCUUCAGGAGAGCGCGCUGGACUCCGCGGGCCGGCCGGAGAGCAGCUGAGUUUCGCGUCUGGUCUGGUUUAUUCUCUGAGUCUGCUGCAGGCCACGCUGCACAAGUAUCAGCUAGCUCUGAGUCAGUGUGAUGUGGAGGUGUACAAGCGGAUGGGGACGCUGUACUCUGAGAUGAGCGUUCACGAGCGUUCUCUGGACUUUCUCAUUGAUCUGCUUCAUAAAGAUCAGCUGGACGAGACCAUUCAAGUGGAGCCGCUCACUAAAGCCAUCAAAUACUACCAGCAACUCUACAGCUUUCAUCUCUCUGAGCAACCUGAAGACUGCACCAUACAACUGUCUGAUCACAUCAAGUUUACUCAGAGCGCUCUCGACUGCAUGGGGGCGGAGGCUGGGCGUCUGCGGGCAUUUCUGCAGGCGGGACAGGAAGGGGCGGAGCUUUCUGUGCUGCUGAAGGACCUGGACACUUCCCGUGGCGACAUUGGUCAGUUCUGUAAGAAGAUCCGCAGGAGGAUGCCCGGAACCGACGCGCCUGGAAUACCUGCAGCUCUCACCUUCAGUCCCGAGGUGAGCGAGACGCUGGCAGACUGCAGGAAGCAGCUGACACGUGCGGUGGCGGUCCUGCAGGAAGUGGCGGCCGCCGGCGCUCAGAUGAUCGCCCCGCUGGCUGAACCCGAGGGCCUGAACGCAAUUAAAGUGGAGGAUGCGAUGUUUAAAGCCGUGGAGCAGGUGUACGGCUCUCACGAGCUCAAUCCUUACGAGUGUCUCCGUCAGUCCUGCUCUGCUGUCAUAGCAACCAUGAACAAGAUGGCCACCGCCAUGCAGGAGGGCGAGUAUGAUGCCGAGAAGCCUCAGCAAACGCGUCCUCCAGUGGAGAUCUGUGCGGCUGCAGUGCGAGCUGAGAUGACAGAUGCUGAAGGUUUGGGCAAUAAAGUGGAAGAUCGAGAAACUGUCAUCAAAGAACUGAAAAAAUCGCUCAAAAUCAAGGGAGAGGAGCUGAGCGAGGCCCACGUCCGUCUCAGCUUGUUGGAGAAGAAACUGGACACCUCCACCAAAGACGCAGAUGAGCGUGUGGAGAAGAUCCAGAGCAAACUAGACGACGCUCUCGCUCUGCUCAAAAAGAAAGAGAAAGAGUUCGAGGAGACCAUGGACGCGCUGCAGGCGGAUAUCGAUCAGUUGGAAUCGGAGAAGGUGGAGUUAAAACAGAGAAUCAGCAACCAAUCACGAGCUGCUGAUGUCUACCGUGGGCCGCAGGCAUCUGGCAUUGCCUCAAUCAUCACGGGAACGGCAGCAGGUGUAGUUGAAGUGGUGGAUUCUCCUCUCCUCAAACAACAGAUCGACAUGCAGCGACUCGCUAUCACACAUCUGAAGACUGAAAAUUACAGACUGAAGGCUGAGAAGAUGCGCGAUCAGCUGGCGUCUCUCCCUCCUCUCAGAGUGUCCAGUGUGACGGCGGUGAGAGACGGAAUCACAUCAGACACACUUUCAGGUUCACUUUACCGUAAAACAGAUCUUGUGCUCAACAACCUGCUGAAGAUGAGCGCUGGAGUCAAAGUAGUGGACAUCACCGGCAAAACACCAGCGAGUGCGAGCGCUCAGUUAAUGGAGCAGACGGCGAGACUGAAUUCAUUUAAAGAGACGCUGGAUAAACUGAAGGCCGAAGUGUCGCAGCACGUGGUCUCUCAGCAGCCCGGCGCCCGCGUUCCGUCCGACUUCGCCACGUUCCCGGCCGCCUCAUUCCUCAAGGCCAAAGAAGAACAGAAAAGCGGCGCCGUGCUGGUCGGCAAGGUGAUGAUUCCCUGUUCCCGUGGCAAUGAGCAGACGCAUUGCCUCGUCCUGUCGCAGCAGCAGCUGCAGCGCGUGCACCGCCUCCUGAUGACAUAAUCCGGUGCACGGCAGUGAGCGACAGCGGCCUUCUCCAAUCAGAUUCCACCGAUCACUCAGGAAACCCUUCAGACUUUUACUGCCAAAGACAAGAUUUCCUUUAAAGCCGCUCGACUCUUGAUGAUCAGUCAUAGAAAGAAAUGAAGCGUGUCUUAUUUACUCACUUCAUUUAAACCCGUGUCACGCCACGUUUUUAAGAACAGAAAUUUGAAAACCCCUGUCACAAGUGUUGUUCACAUAAACAUCAUUUGAAUGAAUGACACAUUGUUCCUUUAAUCACAUCCCUGGAGAAACACACCUCACACUUUCACAAAUAUCUCUGCCGCUGUGUUUGUUUUGAGAGUUAACAUUUGACAGUCUUUUGAAUUAUAUGCAGAAACGUUUGUUCAUUUCACAUUCUUAUGCAAUUUCCUAAAAACAUCUGUAUGAUUUAGUGAAGGAGCUAGAGGUCUGACACACGUCCUCACUCUGAUGCUUACAGAUCACUUAGGUCUUAAUGAUAAAACACAUGACUGUAUUUUAGAUUUGCAUCAAUGAAUCGCUGUAUUAAUUAAAUAUAAUAAAUGGACCUGGAAACCUUUA
Molecule: messenger RNA, 4446 nt
Organism: Triplophysa dalaica
Lineage: Eukaryota; Metazoa; Chordata; Actinopteri; Cypriniformes; Nemacheilidae
Gene: dctn1a
Product: dynactin 1a
Exons: 29
Coding region: 199-3864 (1221 amino acids)
Biological process (GO): nuclear migration; establishment of mitotic spindle orientation
Cellular component (GO): microtubule associated complex; kinetochore; spindle pole
Source: RefSeq, a predicted model, not a curated record